AUGGCCACGAAGAAGAAGAUCGCCGUCAUGACCUCGGGAGGUGACUCCCCUGGCAUGAACGGCGUCGUCCGUGCUGUGGUCCGCAUGGCCAUCCACCUGGGCUGCGAUGCCUACUGCGUGUACGACGGAUACGAGGGCCUUGUCCAGGGCGGCGACAGCAUCAGAAAGGCCGAAUGGCGGGACGUCCGCAAUUGGCUCUCCCAGGGCGGCACCCUGAUCGGCACCCAGCGUUGCAUGGCCUUUUUCGAGCGCAAGGGUCGCCUCACCGCCGCCAAGAACAUGAUCCUCAGCGGCAUUGACGCCAUCAUCAUCUGCGGCGGUGAUGGUUCGCUGACCGGCGCCGACAAGUUCCGCGCCGAGUGGCCCUCCCUCCUCGAGGAGCUCGUGUCCACCGGCCAGCUCAAGCCCGAGCAGGUCGAGAAGCACAAGCACCUCAACAUUGUCGGUCUUGUCGGAUCCAUCGACAACGACAUGUCCGGCACGGAUGCCACCAUUGGCUGCUACUCUGCCCUCGAGCGCAUCUGCGAGAUGGUGGACUAUAUCGAGGCCACUGCCUCGUCCCACGCACGCGCCUUUGUCAUCGAGGUCAUGGGUCGCCAUUGCGGCUGGUUGGCCCUCAUGGCUGGCGUUGCCACGGGAGCCGAUUUCAUCUUCAUCCCGGAAAAGCCUAGAGACGACCACUGGGAGGAAGACAUGAGUGCCAUUGUGAAGAGACACCGCGCUCUGGGCAAGCGCAAGACCAUUGUCAUCAUUGCCGAGGGCGCUCACGACAGGCACGGCAACAAGAUUACUUCGGAAAUGGUCAAGAACAUCCUGGCGAACAAGGACGGCCUUGCUCUCGACACCCGCAUCACUACACUAGGUCACGUCCAGCGCGGCGGCACCGCCGUGGCGUACGACAGGAUGCUCGGCACCCUCCAGGGUGUCGAGGCCGUCAAGGCUGUCCUCGAAGCAACGCCCGAGACGGAGACGUGCUUCAUCGCCAUCACAGAAAACCAGAUUACACGAAGACCCCUUAUGAAGGCUGUGCAAGACACCAAGCAAGUCGCCAAGGCAGUUGAUGCCAAGGACUUCGAAACGGCCAUGGGCCUUCGCGAUACCGAGUUUGCCGAGAUGUUCACUUCGUACAUGAUGACUACCAAUGUCAGGGUGGACGACGCUCUACUGGAUUCUAGCCAGAGGAUGAAGAUUGGAUUCAUCAACGUCGGUGCCCCUGCCGGCGGCAUGAACGCCGCAGUCCGCGCCGGCGUGGCCUACUGUAUCUCGCGGGGCCACGAACCCAUCGCCAUUCACAACGGUUUUGCCGGCUUCACCAGGCACCACGACGACCAGCCUGUCGGCUCAGUGCGACCUUUCGACUGGCUCGAGGUGGACGCCUGGGCGAGCCGGGGAGGUUCAGAGAUCGGAACCAACCGCGAACUGCCCGAGGAAUCAGGCAUGGAGCUGGUCGCCAACCUCAUCGAGCAGUACCAGUUCGAUGCCCUUUUCCUGAUCGGUGGUUUUGAGGCGUUCCAUGCCGUUUCGCAGUUGCGCAAGGCGAGGGAUCAGUACCCGUCGCUCUGCAUUCCCAUGUGCCUAUUGCCGGCCACCAUAUCGAACAACGUGCCGGGCUCGGAAUACUCGCUCGGUUCCGAUACUUGCCUGAAUGAGUUGGUCAACUACUGUGACAAGAUCAAGCAGUCGGCGUCGGCUACGCGCCGGCGAGUCUUUGUCGUUGAGACACAGGGCGGCAAGUCAGGCUACAUCGCGACGCUCGCAGGCCUCAGCGUGGGAGCGAGUGCCGUGUACACACCUGAGGAAGGGCUCGACCUUGAGACGCUCGCAUCCGACGUGCGCCACCUGCGUGAAGUAUUUGCCCACGAUCGGGGCAUGACCUCCUCAGGACGUCUCAUCCUCGUCAACGAGAAGGCAGACUCGGUGUUCAACGCCAAGCUCAUCGCGGACAUUAUCCGCAAGGAGGCCCGGGGCCGUUUCGAAUCGCGCGACAGUAUCCCCGGCCACGUGCAACAGGGCGGCGUGCCGUCGCCGAUGGACAGGUGCCGCGCGGUGCGUCUGGCGAUCAAGUGCAUGCAGCAUCUCGAGGAGUUCCGACCCAAAUCGCAUAACAGGUGCAAGAAGGACCCGAUGAGCGCGAGCGUUAUUGGCAUCAAGGGCGCACAGGUAACCUUUACGCCAAUGCAGGAGCUCGAGGAGCAGGACGCGGACUGGAAGAACCGCAGGCCCAAGGCGACGCACUGGGCGCACAUGAAGAACGUCGUGGACAUUCUUGGCGGGCGCCCUCGACAUACGCAGGGCGAGCAGCCUCUCGAGGGCCUCAUGGCGAAGGAUGUGAAGCGCGGUUUGGCGUAUGCCUGA
Messenger RNA from Verticillium dahliae VdLs.17, 2355 nucleotides. RefSeq names its product 6-phosphofructokinase type C. The record is from RefSeq and is a predicted model, not a curated record. Gene Ontology annotation, biological process: canonical glycolysis; fructose 1,6-bisphosphate metabolic process; fructose 6-phosphate metabolic process. Gene Ontology annotation, cellular component: 6-phosphofructokinase complex; cytoplasm; mitochondrion. Gene Ontology annotation, molecular function: ATP binding; identical protein binding; 6-phosphofructokinase activity. The transcript has 3 exons. The coding region runs from base 1 to 2355 and encodes 784 amino acids. NCBI's taxonomy places the organism in Eukaryota, Fungi, Ascomycota, Sordariomycetes, Glomerellales, Plectosphaerellaceae.